Psylliodes chrysocephalus is the source of this 1606-nucleotide messenger RNA. NCBI's taxonomy places the organism in Eukaryota, Metazoa, Arthropoda, Insecta, Coleoptera, Chrysomelidae. The record is from the annotation of a GenBank genome assembly.
AGACAAUGACAUAUUUGUUGUAAUUUGUAAUUUAUGUUGUUUGUGUUUUGUGUAUAUGUGUAUGUAACCCCUAGAAAUGGUUUUCAUUUUUUUUAAACAAGAUAAAAUAUUUUAUGAUAUGAUUAAACAAUUUACACUAUAUACAAUAACCGCUCACUACAAAUGGUUGUCAGUUUAACCCUGGACAAAUUGUCCACAGAAUUAAUACUAAAAAUUUGUACCUAUUUAGAUAUCGAAGACUUGUGUCAACUGAAAAAAGUUUGCCGAAGGUUCAAUGAAAUAAUAUGUUUCUGGGACAAUGUACUUUGUAAGAAUGUCCACUUAGCUGUUGUCACCAACCAGCUCGAUGAAGUUUUUGGACUAAAAUGUUACCGAAGACUUUCGAAUAUAGAAAAAUUGCGAAUCUCCAAUAAUUGGAUAAAAGGAAAGUAUUUUGAAAAAGCAUUUCUAUCUACGAGAAAGCGAUUCAUUCCGUAUCUUCAAAUAACAAAUAAAUUUCUAUGGAUUAGCCGUGGUGAGACCAUUUUUUGUUACAAAAGACUUCAAUCUACUCUUCAUGUUCGUACUCCUUAUGCUACCCUUCAAGGGAAGAAAAAUAUUGAUAUCGUUAACUUCCAAAUUAAAAACAAUGUCUUAGUAAGUGGAUUCAGGGAUGGGGGCAUUUCUGUAGUAAAAUUGUCAAACCAGAGUUGUGUGCUCAAAAGCCAAAGCUGCCAUCAUUCUGAUAUCAAUUCUGUGGAUGUGAGUCAAUAUGGGUGUACUGUGGUAUCAGGAACUAGAGAAAAUGAAUUCAAAGUAUGGAACAUUGCUCAGAAUGAUUCUGAGGAGGUACUUAAACAACGAUACUGUGUACUUUUACCUGAUCUCAUCUGGAAAGUAGCCCUUUCAGAAAAAAAUGAUUCAAAAGUUGCUAUUGCUACAGCUGGUAAUAUAUACAGAAAUUCUCUAUUUAUUUAUGAUUUAAACCGUAUGGAUACUAGAGAUGAACUUGAAUUCGAUCAUAACACUAUAAGAGGAAUUUUUGAUGCCAGAUGGGAUGGUUAUGAUACUCUUUGGACUGUUGGGUUUGAUGCCUACUUAAGAAGAUGGGAUCUAAGAACUUUAAAAUGUGUAAAAGCUUAUUUGGACCCUUGUGGCUCUUCUCUGUAUUGUUUGGAUUUAGAUCAUCAUAAUACAAUUUUAACUGGUGCACAGUUACAUGGUAGAGUGACCCUAUGGGAUUAUAGGACUGGACAUGCCCUCCAGAUGUAUUACAUGGACUCAUGCAAAAACCAACGUUAUAACAAGAGUUCUCCUGUCUAUAGUCUUGCAUUUGAUGCUGACCAUUUGUAUACAGUUACUGAUCAGAAUUUGAACCAUUUAGAUUUUUCAGUAUAUAAUGCUACUCCAAAGGAUUACAGUUUCUUUUUGGAUUGAAAUUUCUUGGUAUUUCAAGAAUUCAAAAAUUUUUAGUUAAAUAUCUUAAAAAAGUGUAUAUUUGGUUAUAUUUGAAAUUAGUUGUUAUCAAAUGUCUUGCAGAUGACAUUUAAACUUUUUGAUCAACUUGUACCUUGUAAAAAUUUGAUGUAAUUUGUUAUCAUUUUUCAAUAUAGAAAAUAUAUUAAAC